AUGUGGACUGUCAUUAUUUUUCUAAUAAGAUUUAUACUUGGUUCUGGUGCGGAAAAAUGCACUAGUUUGGUAGGCCCAAGAGCUUAUAAAUGCAUUCAGCAUCUCAACGAAAUCCGCGAACUAUCAUAUUCAAUUGAAAUUUACGACAAGGACAGCAAUUCCAAGAUUAACAAACCAUGUUCGGAUUUCAAAAAAUGUCAUGAGCAAUUGAAGUGUGGAGUGGAAGAUGGUGUUGUGAAGAUUAUUGAAAAAUUGAUUACAUUCUGCGAUAUCGUUGAGUUCCAUCAAUCCGAAGCAUUCGAAGAUUGCGAUUUGAAACUUGCGGAAAAGAAUUCCACGUGUGUUGGAGAAUGGAACCCAUUUCCCGUCCCAGUUCCAGGUGAUGAGAAGAAGACCGAAGAGAUGCAGAAGGAGGCUUGUAAAAACUUUUUCGGGAAGGAUAGAUGUUUGGAGAAGGAGCUGACGGAGAACUGUGGAGCAAAAAUAUGGAUUCAGUUCAAAAAGUACUACCUGACCCUGAACGAAAUCAAUGAAGCGUGCGAGUUGGAUGAGACUGGAAACAUUCGAUCCUAA
Messenger RNA from Caenorhabditis briggsae, 573 nucleotides. NCBI's taxonomy places the organism in Eukaryota, Metazoa, Nematoda, Chromadorea, Rhabditida, Rhabditidae. The coding region runs from base 1 to 573 and encodes 190 amino acids. The record is from RefSeq and is a predicted model, not a curated record. The transcript is spliced from 3 exons.